This is a messenger RNA of Durusdinium trenchii, 2069 nucleotides long. NCBI's taxonomy places the organism in Eukaryota, Dinophyceae, Suessiales, Symbiodiniaceae. The record is from the annotation of a GenBank genome assembly.
CUCGGAGAUCCCGAGUUCGCUUGCAGCAAGGCAGUUUUCACCUGCUCAGCGUCGCCAUGUCGCCAUCGCAAUGUCGCUGGCGCGCAGAGAUCAUAUUCCAACAACAGGGGCCCCAGGAUUGGAGGAUAUCAUCGAAAUCCAUGUGGUUGGCUUGGAUGGCGAAACAUUUAGCUUGAGGCUUCCAGAUUCCAAGAUUGGUCGGGAUCUACAUGGAAGGAUCAGUCGCCGACUGCCUUGCAAAGCUGGCGCUGGCCUCGCCAUCUUCAUGGGAACCGAGAAGCUCCAAAUGGGCAAGACCCUGAGAGAACAGGGGUUGAAAGACGGUGCCACGAUUUCCUACACCUAUGUCCGGUCCAACUUGGCAAAGGCCGUGGCUUACAUUCUAUGCCAGGGCUUACACACAGACCAGGAAGAUCAGGCAGUUACAGCUUUGGAAGGUCUCACACAACUGACGCUUUGGGUCUCCCCAGACAUGUUUCAGAAUUUGCCUCGAAGCUUACAGAGCCUGUCUAUUUGCGGCCGAUGUAGUCGGCGGUUGGAGCACAUCACUUUGCCAAGCGACCUCCAAUGUUUGCAGCUCGGCAAUAAGUUUAAUCAGAGCAUCGAGGACAUCCGUUUGCCUGACAGCCUGAAACACCUGACUUUUGGCAUGGACUUCAAUGCGAGCUUGGACAACGCCAAGCUGCCAAGUAAGCUCCAAAGCCUGACCUUUGGCCAUGACUUCAAUGAGAGCUUGGACCAUGUGAAGUUGCCAGACGGGCUUCAAAGUCUGACGUUUGGCCAUGACUUCAACGAGAGUCUGGACGAUGUCGAGCUUCCAGACGGACUCCAGAGCUUGAAGUUUGGAAGCAAGUUUGACCAGAGCUUGGAGGAUGUGAAGCUGCCACAGAAGCUCCGAAACCUCACAUUUGGCAGUAGGUUUGACCAGAGCCUUGAUCAUGUGAAUCUGCCAGAUGGGCUGCUGAGCAUGAGUUUUGGUUAUAGAUUCAAUCAGGCCUUGGAAGAUGCGAACCUUCCAAGUGGUCUACAAGCACUGGCAUUUGGCCAUGGAUACAGCCAGAGUUUUCAGCACGUUGAUUUGCCGCAGGGGCUUCAACGGCUCAAUUUGCCUCAUGGUGAUGUAUCCAAGCGGGAGAACCACCUGACAUUGCCCAAAGACCUUCAGCACCUCACCUGUGGCUGUGGAUUUGUUGGGACUUUGGAGCACCUUGCUCUACUAAGCUCUCUCCAAAGUUUGACUCUGCGUGGGAACGAGAGUUUGGAGCACAUCAUUCUGCCCAGCGGGCUUCAGAGCCUAGACUUGGGGGAUGACUUUAAUCAGAGCUUGGAGCACAUCCACAUGCCCAAGGCUAUGCGAAGCUUGACCUUCGGCGAUGACUUCAACCAUAGCUUGGCGGAUAUCAAUCUGCCAGACGGGCUCCAAAGCCUGACUCUCGGCUACCGAUUUCAACAAAGUUUGGAGUACGUUAAUCUGCCGAAUAAGCUCCAAAGCUUGACUUUGGGCUUCGGAUUUAAUCAAAGUCUAGAGCGCGUGACUUUGCCGAAGGGGUUGCAAAGCCUCACGUUGGGCAACAGGUUCAAUAGGAGUUUGGAGCACGUUCUUUGGCCGUUUGGGUUGCAAAGCCUCACAUUGGGCGAUAGAUUCAAUCGGAGUUUGGAUCAUGUUAACUUGCCACAUGGACUGCAAAGCCUCAAAAUUGGCCAUGGCUUCAAUCGGAGUUUGGCGCAUGUGGAUUUACCGAUCGGGCUCGAAAGCCUGAGUUUGGGCGAUUCGUUCAACAGCUUGGAUCAGGUGCAUCUGCCCAGAGGGCUUCGAAACCUAGUUUUGGACGCUGCGUUCUUUUGCCGCAGCUUGCGGCGUGUCAUUUGGCCUGAUGGGCUUCAACACCUGACCUUGGGCGCAACCUCUCAUGGCUGGAAACACCUCGAGCUCCCCAACGGGCUCAAGAGUGUCACCCUCGGCUCUUUGUACGUCUCCAUCGCUCCCUUCGGUGGAGCAGCGGGGCAUGCGGUCUCGCCCGACACUCCUUGAGGAGUCAUGUUUCGAUUCGCUGAAUCAAAGGGAUGGC